CGUUGUGAGAAAAAUUUGGAAAAUUUAUAUAUCUGCAAGCCGGCAAAAGUGCCGACAUUCAUGCAGCCGUGUAAUUACGACUAUGAGUGCGCAAGUGGUGAAACAUGCUCCUCCAGCAAUCGUGGAGCAAAUCUGUUUCAACAGGACAUUCGACGUUGUCUUCUGAACGGCGACUCCGCAAGCUGCAGGGUCGACUUCGAUUGCACGCCACCAAAUGUAUGCAGGCUCCGUGGUAACUACAUGCAGUGCGUAUUGCCGAGCGAUGCUAGCAUUGGUACUGGUAGCAUACGAAGUAAGUUUGUUCCGAAUUUAUGA
Messenger RNA from Gongylonema pulchrum, 315 nucleotides. The record is from the annotation of a GenBank genome assembly. NCBI's taxonomy places the organism in Eukaryota, Metazoa, Nematoda, Chromadorea, Rhabditida, Gongylonematidae.